Austrofundulus limnaeus is the source of this 694-nucleotide messenger RNA. The record is from RefSeq and is a predicted model, not a curated record. Lineage: Eukaryota; Metazoa; Chordata; Actinopteri; Cyprinodontiformes; Rivulidae.
AUGCUUCUGCUGUGGGUCACACUGCUUCUCCUCCAUCAUGUCUAUGCUUUGGUUCCAGUGAUCACAGUUCCUCUUGGUGAACCCGUGACUCUGACYUGUGCUGCUUCAGAGAAGUUUCAGAGCAKCACWUKGCUUCACUGGUACAAGCAGAGCGCAGGAGAAACUCUGAAAUUAGUUUUWAUGCAGCAGAAAMGCAUAAAACCCAUAUUUGAACCAGAGUUUCCUCCUUCAAGAUUUCRUGCAAGAAGUGAUGRUAAAASAAGUGAASUAACAAUUCUGARGACAGUUCAACAGGAUGAAGGAAUGUAUCACUGUGCUCACAUAGACUGGWCUAMAKCUACAUGGAGAGACACUGAGAAGACAUUAAACUACACUGUUGUUGAGCAAUUGACACAAUCAGAUCCAGAUGAUUUAGGGAUUCUGCAGUGCUCAGUUCUCUCUGAUUCUGAGGGUGAGGAGUGCUCAGAAGAUCCCAGUGUUUUCUGGUUCAGAGCCAGGUCAGAAAACUCUUAUCCAGAUAUCAUGUACACUGAUGGAAACAGACCUGAGAAAUGUGAAAAGACAUCUGACCCUCUGAAGAGAUGCAGAUAUAAGUUCUCCAAGAAGAUCAGCUUCUCUGAUGCUGGGACUUAUUUCUGUGCUGUAGCCACAUGUGGGCAGAUAUUUAUGGGAAAUGGAGGAAAAAUUAAUAUUG